AUGCUCAGCAGGCUAACUAUAUUAAAUGCAUUUUCACUUAUGCUUCCAACUUACAAUGAGUUAGCAGGUAACCCCUUGAAAAAUCAAGGAACAUCUGAACUGUCUGUAAUCAGCAGCACCAAAGCAAAUCCAGAAAGAACCUUUGACUUGGUAUUAAAAGUGAAAUGUCAUGCCUCUGAAAAAGAAGAUCCUGUGGUAUUGUGGAAAUUCCCUGAGGACUUUGGAGAUCAGGAAGUACUGCAGAGUGUGCCAAAGUUCUGUUUCCCCUUUGACGUUGAAAGGGUGUCUCAAAAUCAAGUUGGACAGCACUUUACCUUUGUAUUGACUGACAUUGAAAGUAAACAGAGAUUUGGAUUCUGCAGGCUCACAUCAGGAGGCAAAAUUUGUUUAUGCAUCCUUAGUUACCUGCCAUGGUUUGAAGUAUACUACAAGCUACUAAAUACUCUGGCAGAUUACUUGGCUAAGGAAUUGGAAAAUGAUUUGAAUGAAACACUCAAAUCACUGUAUAAUCACCCAGUACCAAAAGCAAAUACUUCCGUCAGUUUGAGUAUGAAUCAAGAGAUAUUUAUUGCCAGUGAGCAAAUUCUGAAAGAUCAGCUUUCACUAAUACCGCAUUCCUACUUCAUUGCCCCUGAUAUAACUGGACUCCCGACAAUACCUGAGAGUAGAAAUCUUACAGAAUAUUUUGUUGCUGUGGAUGUGAACAAUAUGCUGCAACUGUACGCUAGUAUGCUGCAUGAGAGGCGCAUCAUUAUUACUGCUAGCAAAUUAAGCACUUUAACUGCCUGUCUCCAUGGAUCGGCUGCUCUGCUCUAUCCAAUGUACUGGCAACAUAUAUACAUCCCAGUGCUUCCUCCGCACCUGCUGGACUAUUGCUGUGCCCCAAUGCCGUACCUGAUUGGAGUACACGCCAGCCUCCUGGAGAGAGUGAAAAAUAAAUCAUUGGAAGAUGUGGUUGUGUUAAACGUUGAUACAAACACGUUGGAAUCCCCAUUUAAUGACCUGAGCAGCCUGCCAAUUGAUGUGGUCUCGGCCUUGAAAAAUAAACUGAGGAAGCAGUCUACGGCUACGGGUGAUGGAGUGGCCAGGGCCUUUCUUAGGGCACAAGCUGCUUUGUUUGGAUCCUACAGAGAUGCACUGAGAUACAAACCUGGUGAACCCAUCACUUUCUGUGAGGAGAGUUUUAUAAAGCACCGCUCCAGCGUGAUGAAACAGUUCUUGCAAUCAGCAGUUAACCUUCAACUUUUUAAGCAGUUUAUUGAUGGUCGACUGGCAAAACUAAAUGCGGGAAGGGGUUUCUCUGAUCUGUUUGAAGAAGAGAUCACGUCAGGUGGCUUUUGUGGAGGGAAUCCAAGGUCAUAUCAGCAGUGGAUGCAUACAGUUAAGAAGGGAGGUGCAUUAUUCAACACAGCAGUGACCAAAGCAACUCCUGCUGUACGGACAGCAUAUAAAUUUGCAAAAAUUCAUGCAAAACUGGGAAUAAAGGAAGUGAAGAGUAAGCUAAAACACAAGGAAAAUGAAGAUUGUAGUGCCUGUUCAGGAGCUGCACAAUGUACACCAGCUUACAUGUCACACAGUGAGAAGGGAUCAAGCCUGGAAGAGCAUACACUUGCCCAGGCACGCUUGAAGAAGUCUCUCCAGAGCUUGGAUGGUGCCCUGGACGACGACGAUGCGGAGAAGGCAAGCAAGUUAUCUUUUGAAGAUGGCGAAGAAGCUUCUGCGUAUUACUAUGAAAGUGAUGAUUCUGUUGAAACAAGAAUGAAGGCUCCUUAUUCAGGAGAAAUGGACUUAUUAGGAGAGAUCCUUGAUACGUUGAGUACACACAGCUCAGAUCAAGGAAAACUGGCCGCUGCAAAGAGCUUGGAUUUCUUUAGAUCGAUGGAUGAUAUUGAUUACAAACCUACGAAUAAGUCCAAUGCUCCUAGUGAGAAUAACCUGGCCCUCUUCUGUGGUGCCUCUGGGGAUCAGGCAGAGUGGAAUCUCGGGCAGGACGAUAGCGCCCUCCACGGCAGACACCUCCCUCCAUCUCCCAAGAAGCAGGUUUCCUCUGGCAGCUUGACAGAGUCUCUCUUUAUCUUGAAGGAGGAAAACAGUGAUAAAUGCCUCAGUGCUGACAAUGUUUGUGGCCCCAAUGUGAUGGAAAACGCAGGUUCUACUUCAGGGUUGCCUUCCCAGCUAGCUCCCACUAAAGUUUCCCAAACUCAUAAAGGAGAAACAGAAAAGAAGGAAACACUAAGCCAGAUUUCAGAUGAUCUGUUGAUGCCCAGCCUUGGGAGAUGUCCAUCUACUUUUGUUCCUUGGGAGAAAGAGGGGAGAGAAGUGAAUAAGAAUUCUGAAGACCUUGGACUGCUCCAUGAAGUAGCGUCAUUGUGUCACAUGUCGUCUGACUCUGGGCAAGGCUCAAACAUUUCCAAAGGAAGUGCAAGUGGAAACCAAACUUAAGGCACCAGUGAAGGAUCUAUCACUUGCGUCCAAACUUCCAGGGAGCAUUUGAGGAGUCCCUGUAAUCUAUAUAGUAGACAGAAUAAUCUGAAAAGAUGACAACUCUUUCUGCUAUUUAUUUAUGUUUUUUUUCAUUUGGAAGAAACUUUCCCCCACUUGUUCAUCUCUGGAGUAUAUGUUAUCCACUGAUUUUUAAUUGUAAGGUGGAUCCUACUGUGCUGUUAAAUCAGGUACUAGUAUGUAUGCAUGUUGCAAGGAUAUGUUGAACUUAAGAUUUCCCAGUAAUUGGUGCUUAAUGCCAUUCGUCCUAUUUAAAGUAAGUAAGCAAAGAUAAUCCUUACACAUAACCAGUAGCUACUGUGUUACUCUGGUUGAGCAUGAACUGAUCAAGAUAUCACAGUUUAUCAAAACUAGCCUGACUGAUGAAACUGUUAACCCACUAAUUGCCUUAACCUUAACGCUCUAUCAACCAUACUUAAAUAACUUAAGAAGUUACAUAUAGAGUUUGACAAAGAAGUUAUUUUGUUUUGCAGAGCAAUAAUACCUUUUUCUACUCAUCAAAUUAAGGUUGAACUUAAUUUUUCUCAAGGUGUAUAGCUCUCUUGUGGAAAUACUUGCUUUUAUAAGAAUACUGCAGUCAUGUUUCUCAAAAAGUUAGAAGGUAUAAAUUUACCUUUCACUCAGUGACACAUGAAGUGCUUAGUUGCAGUGUGAAUUUAUUGACUUCUGUUUACAAAGGAGACCUUUAAAAAUGUGUGUGGUCUCUAUGCCUUUGCUAUCUGGGGUCCUCCUCGAGGAAGCCACCUGCAGCAUGAACUGUCCUGACAAUGUAUUUUCCGUCUUUUUUCCUGAAUUAAUAAUUUUCUGUUAAAGAUGCUGUAUAUUCUCAUCUCAAAUUACAUUUUAAAAUAAUUGACUUUGUAUUUUAGAUUUAUGGAAAAAUUGCAGAGUUAAUAGAGAACUUCAUUUAUCCUUGUAUCUAAUUUCUCUAUUAAUAUCUUAAAUUAUUAUAGCAUAUUUGCCACAAUUAAUGAGCCAGUAUUAAUAGUCUGCUCCUUUCAGAUUUUCAUGGUUUUACCCUAUUGGUAAUGUCUGUUUUCUGUUCCCAGGAUACCGCAUUACGUAUAGUUGUCCUCUCUUUUUAUUUGAUCUUGGCAAUGGCAGUUUAUUAGACUUUACUGACCUUGACAGUUCUGAGGACUGUUGGUAAGACGAAUUAUCUAGUGCGCUUCUCAUGGAGCUUGUCUCAUAUGUUGCUCCUAAAUUAAAUUUCUCACAAAUGCAUUUUGGGAAGAAGAGUACAACAGUAAACUGCUGUUUUCCUCAUAUGCUGUCAGGGGUGUGUGCUGCUGACAUGUUUAUGAAUGGUACUGUUGACUUUGAUGGCCUGGCAGAGGUAAUGGUUGUCAAGGGUUUUUUUUAUUAUAAACUACUAUCACCCUCCUCUCCACACCAUGGUCUCUGGAAUGAAGUCACUAUGAGUAGCCUGCGUAUGUCCUCUAUGCAGAGGAGUAUCUAAGUCCAGUAUGUGGGAUUAUGUGGGCAGCGUGUCUCCCUCAAAGUUGCUGAUGGGUUCCGGAGUUCAUCUGAGAAGGAAUCGUGUCCUGAUUGCUUGCUAGACUGCAGGAACAGUCAGGAAAAAGCUAAGUGAUGUUAUAGUUAAGUUUUUAUUUCUACCUUUAUUCAUCUAUUCUGGACAUCCUAAUCAAUAUUUUUUAAAAUACAUCUUUUAGGAAAAGUGUUUAAGAAACCAUUGAAGAAUCCCAGUAACAUUAUACUCUAUAUUGAUGGAAUAUAAUUUCUCCUAGAAGAUUUGUCUGAAACAGUGCUGAAAAAUAUUUGUUCAGGUCAUUUUUAAAGAAAAUGACAAAGUGUUUUUAAAUCUACAUUCCAUGAUCUAAGUUAAUAUGUUGUAUUUGGGAUAUUCAUUUAUAAUUAUACAGGAAGAUAAAUCUAGUUUUUAUUUUAUGGUAAAUUCUAUAUGUAAAGAAAAUAUUAUGUAAACCUUUUUUAAAACACAAAAGUAAGUUCAAAUUCCAGUCAUAUUUUGCCUUUAUCCUCAUUAUGAAUUCCAUUAUUCAUCAGCUGAAAUACAUAAUAGUGCAUCUAUGACAGCAUCUUAAGUAAAAGGAUACCCUGUGGUCAAUCUGAUUGACAAAUAGUCCUUGAUUUAUGAAAAGAAUUCAAAAUAAUAUUUAGCAUCAAUUUUGAAAUGAAGCU
Octodon degus (degu) is the source of this 4662-nucleotide messenger RNA. RefSeq names its product DENN domain containing 1B (gene Dennd1b). Bases 1 to 2442 code for a protein of 813 amino acids. Gene Ontology annotation, cellular component: cytosol; intracellular membrane-bounded organelle; nuclear speck. The transcript is spliced from 24 exons. The record is from RefSeq and is a predicted model, not a curated record. NCBI's taxonomy places the organism in Eukaryota, Metazoa, Chordata, Mammalia, Rodentia, Octodontidae. Gene Ontology annotation, biological process: endocytosis; endocytic recycling; T cell receptor signaling pathway. Gene Ontology annotation, molecular function: guanyl-nucleotide exchange factor activity; phosphatidylinositol phosphate binding.